UCCAAGGCUUCCGGGGCCUCGUCCCGGGAGGCGCGCCAGGCGCUCCUCAGCUAGCGGGCAGUUGGGGGCGCUGCGGGGAGGGCACCCGAGCGGGUGGGGGGCGCUCGGAAGGGUGGCGUGCAAGGUCAGGGUCGCAGUCCCUGGGGUGGCGUGGAAGGGCGCGGCACCGCGCGGACGAGGAUGGGACCGGCGCGGCCCGAGCCUGCCGGCACGAUAAGGCGGGUGACAGCCAGCGGGGAGGGGCGGGCGCCACCGCGUCCACGCCCUUUACUCGGGGCCGGGCCUGGAGGGUCCUCCGGCUUUGCGCGCUCCUGGCCGGCGGACUGAGGCGUACGGGUUGGACGCGGCGCCAUGCGCGGCCCCCCUGCCUGGCCGCUGCGGCUGCUCCCGCCACGGGGCCCGGCCGCUCCAGUGCGGCUCCUGCCGGUAGCCUGCGUGUGGGCCCCGGCCGGCCGCGCCCCCGGGUCCCUGUCGCCUCUCACUGGCCUGAGGCCGGCGCGGCUGUGGGGCGCAGGGCAAGCGCUGCUCGGGGGCUUUGGAGCCACGCGCCGCUGGAGGAGCUGCUGCCGGGGAGGGAGUCUGGGCGGCUCAGGGGGCGGCGCGGGCCUCGCGCGGCUCCUGAGGCUUUGGGCUCCGGCCCCGGGCAGCGGCAGGUGCGGGGCGUUCCCCAGGCCGGCAGCUCCUCGGCUUCCGCGCGCAGGGUUCCCGGGCAGUCCCGCAGCCACUGCCUGGGCGGGGAGCGAGGCCUGGCGGCGCGGGCCGCCGGCGCCUCCCGGGGACGACAGGCGGCUGCGCCCCGCAGCGGCCGGACUCUCAGAGGCCCGGAAGCUCCUGGGGCUGGCGUACCCUGAGCGCUGGAGGCUGGCAGCUGCAGUUGGAUUUCUCACGAUGUCCAGUGUUAUCUCCAUGUCCGCCCCUUUCUUCCUGGGGAAGAUCAUCGAUGUCAUCUAUACCAACCCCACUGUGGACUACAGUGACAACCUGACUCGCCUCUGCCUUGGGCUCAGUGGUGUGUUUCUGUGUGGUGCUGCUGCCAAUGCCAUCCGUGUCUACCUCAUGCAAACUUCAGGUCAGCACAUUGUGAAUAGGCUGAGAACUUCAUUAUUCUCCUCCAUUCUGAGGCAGGAGGUUGCUUUCUUUGACAAGACCCGCACAGGAGAAUUGAUUAACCGCCUCUCAUCAGACACUGCACUCCUCGGGCGGUCAGUGACUGAAAACCUCUCAGAUGGGCUCAGGGCUGGGGCCCAGGCUUCUGUAGGCGUCAGUAUGAUGUUUUUUGUCUCACCUAAUCUGGCCACCUUUGUUUUGAGCUUGGUGCCUCCAGUGUCAAUCAUUGCUGUAAUUUAUGGACGAUAUCUACGGAAACUGACCAAAGUCACCCAGGAUUCCCUGGCACAAGCCACUCAGAUAGCUGAGGAACGUAUUGGAAAUGUAAGAACUGUUCGAGCUUUUGGGAAAGAAAUGACUGAAAUAGAGAAAUAUGCCAGCAAAGUGGACUAUGUGAUGCAGUUAGCAAGGAAAGAGGCAUUCGCUCGGGCUGGCUUCUUUGGAGCAACUGGGCUCUCUGGAAACCUGAUUGUGCUUUCUGUCCUGUACAAAGGAGGGCUGCUGAUGGGCAGUGCCCACAUGACAGUGGGUGAACUCUCUUCCUUCCUAAUGUAUGCUUUCUGGGUUGGAGUAAGCAUUGGAGGUCUGAGCUCUUUCUACUCGGAGCUGAUGAAAGGACUGGGCGCUGGGGGGCGCCUCUGGGAGCUCCUGGAGAGAGAGCCCAAACUGCCUUUUAACGAGGGGAUCAUCUUAAAUGAAAAAAGCUUCCGGGGUGCUUUGGAGUUUAAGAACGUGCAUUUUACCUAUCCGGCUCGCCCAGACAUGCCCAUAUUUCAGGAUUUCAGCCUUUCCAUUCCAUCAGGAUCUGUCACGGCACUGGUUGGCCCAAGUGGUUCUGGCAAAUCAACAGUGCUUUCGCUCCUGCUGAGGUUGUACGACCCUGUUUCUGGAACUAUCAGUCUUGAUGGCCAUGACAUCCGUCAGCUAAACCCAGUGUGGCUGAGAUCCAAGAUUGGUACAGUGAGUCAGGAACCCAUUUUGUUUUCUUGCUCUAUCGCUGAGAACAUUGCUUAUGGUGCUGACAACCCUUCCUCUGUGACCGAUGAGCAAGUCCAGAGAGUGGCUGAAGUGGCCAAUGCAGUGGCCUUCAUCCGGAACUUCCCCCAAGGGUUCAACACUGUGGUUGGAGAAAAGGGUGUUCUCCUUUCAGGUGGGCAGAAACAGCGGAUUGCAAUUGCCCGUGCUCUGCUUAAGAAUCCCAAAAUUCUUCUCCUAGAUGAAGCAACCAGUGCGCUGGAUGCUGAAAAUGAGUACCUUGUUCAAGAAGCUCUAGAUCGACUGAUGGAUGGAAGAACAGUGUUAAUUAUUGCCCAUCGUCUCUCCACCAUUAAGAAUGCUAAUAUGGUUGCUGUUCUUGACCAAGGAAAAAUUACUGAAUAUGGAAAACAUGAAGAACUGCUUUCAAAACCGAAUGGGAUAUACAGAAAACUAAUGAACAAACAAAGUUUUAUAUCAGCAUAAAGAAGCAAUUAUUGGUAAACAAUAUGAAAGACUUUAAUACAAAAUAGUGAUGCAGGAAAAAAAACCCGAGAGACUAUAUGAAAUAUGUAAACUAUGUAUCAAGUUAUUUGAAAAAUACUUAUUUUUUCCAAAGUAUGUAAAAUAUUAUUUGAAAUGUACCUGUUCUCAAGAUCUUUUUAUUCAGAGUUUUAAUAAUUGCAACUUUUUAAAUGUCUAUAGCACUGAAGUUAUUUUCAGGUUUUGUAUUUUCCUUUAUUGUGAAAUAUUUUAAUGAAUAUAGCAUGGCACCUCAUUUUCUUUUCCGUGCUGUUAAAGAUUGAAGUUAUUGUCAAAUGACAACUUUUAAAAGGGAAUUAUAAAUAAAAAGCCUGAUUAUUUUA
This is a messenger RNA of Saimiri boliviensis boliviensis (Bolivian squirrel monkey), 2948 nucleotides long. RefSeq names its product ATP binding cassette subfamily B member 10 (gene ABCB10). Gene Ontology annotation, biological process: oligopeptide export from mitochondrion. Gene Ontology annotation, cellular component: mitochondrial inner membrane. NCBI's taxonomy places the organism in Eukaryota, Metazoa, Chordata, Mammalia, Primates, Cebidae. Gene Ontology annotation, molecular function: ABC-type oligopeptide transporter activity; ATP hydrolysis activity; ATP binding. The record is from RefSeq and is a predicted model, not a curated record.